Molecule: messenger RNA, 987 nt
Organism: Echinococcus granulosus
Lineage: Eukaryota; Metazoa; Platyhelminthes; Cestoda; Cyclophyllidea; Taeniidae
Exons: 1
Coding region: 1-987 (328 amino acids)
Source: RefSeq, a predicted model, not a curated record
AUGGAUGAGGAGGAGCUAUUUCAACCACUCCGAGAACUAUUUGAUGAGGAGCAGACAACGCGUACAGGCAAGACGCAAAUUUCAUUUGAUAUGUGGGGUUCCUGUACACCUCGCAAUAUAUGCAAGAAAAUCCGUCGUACAGCCUGUCUAAAACCUUUUCACCGAGAACUUCUGCGUCAAUUUCUCGGUAUCUGUGUUGGUGCUGGUGUGGAGGUCUUUGUCUACGGUGGAACGGCCUUGGGCGUCUUUCGUGAAGGUGGACAGAUGAUUGCCUUCGACUACGACACUGACUUUGCCACACUCGAAUAUCCACAGGGGAGUGAGCUGUCCUCCGAGGGAAAUCUCUCCCGUUUGGCCAACUUUUGCCUCCGUGAACGGAGCGGUGUGAGAGUGGUCAAUGUUGAAGGCCCCCAAUAUGAACUUCCUCUCGAUGCCACAAUUCAAGUGGAUUUUCAAAAUUCCUUUUCCUCCACUCUCUGGCUUUUCACGAAUUCCAAGGGGAGCGUUUGCGAGCGAUCCUAUACAGGGUCAGGCUCCAAGCGUGCCAAAUUCUACUUCACUUCUCGUGGAUUGCGGGAGGCGGCCCAGAGAGUGGGGCGAGUAAAAUCGUCCGUAGUGGAGGAGCUUAAUAACGACCUCACCGAUAUCCACGUAGACUUGUUCACACUCUCACCGCAUCCCGACUCGCCUCAACAUCACCUUCGGGUCAACUGGCACAAGGGAGGCGUCUACGACUCAAUGAAUAAAAAAUUUUCAUGGAAUUUAUUCUUUCCCCUGAAAAAAGUAACUUUUGAGGGCCUAGAGGUUUUGGCUCCCUCUAAUUUGAAGGGAUAUCUCACUGAAGAGUACGGCUAUCUAGGUAGGGAUGCCAUGUAUGAUUCAGUGCGACAGCGCUAUAUCAAAAUACCGGAGCACCUGCGCGAUGCGCUGCCUCACUACUGUAGAAAGUACAUAUUAGAAUCCCCAUUUGAAAUGCAAUUUUCAUGA